CGCCCGCCCGCCUUUGACAGCCCCGGGGGCGGGGGAGCGAGCGACGCCGGUCACGUAGCGAACGAAGCAACAGGAGCCGCUUGCGCCCCGGCCAACUUCCUCGUCGACCGCGGGACAUUGCCGUCCCCUCAGGGACGAGGCGGGAGAGUUCCGCCUUCCUCUCUCAGUCUUCAUCUUCCUCGCCUCUUCGCUGACAUCUCUUCGCGAGCCGCAGACGGCGCACUUCCUUUCAAGGCACACACUCAUCCUGCGCUGCUGCUGAUCGAAGUAAAAGUCUUCAUCAAAAAUUUGUUUGAUGACUCAAACAUGGAUCCCAUAUCAUUCAAAGUUAAAAAUCCUGAAGCAACCAGUGAUGGCUCAGUAGACUUCAGUCUUCAGCUAGUAGGUUCUCUGCCAGUACACUCUCUAACCACUAUGCCAGUGCUCCCUUGGAUUGUGGCAGAGAUUCGGCAGCUCAGCACACACUCCUUGAAGGAAGAGCCUAACUCCAGCCAAAUACGGCUUUAUGUCUCUCCGACCAGGCUGCGAUGUGAAGCAGACACAGGGAAAACCCAGCAGUGGGAUCCUCUGAUUUGUUCCAGCCUGUUUGAGUGUAAGCCGCAGCAUGUCCACAAACUGAUUCACAACAGUCAUGAUCCAAGCUACUUUGCCUGCUUAAUAAAAGAUGGAGCAACAAACCCCCAAAGUAUCUGUUACGUAUUCAAAGCUGAUGAUCAAACAAAAGUGCCUGAGAUCAUAAGCACUAUCAGACAAGCAGGAAAAAUUGCACGGCAGGAAGAGUUUCAGAACAACCUUUCAGAUGUGGAAGAUCCUUUUAGUAAAAAAUUUGAGGUGCUAUUCUGUGGCCGAGUGACAGUAGCGCACAAAAAUGCACCUCCAGCCCUCAUAGAUGAAUGUAUUGAAAAAUUUAAUGAUGUUAGUUAUACCAAAAACUUGGAUUCUGGUCCAUUCGCUCAACAACAUGAAACUGUCAACCAUUCUGGAGGAUUUUCCAUAAGUGAUAAAUUCCGAUCCGUCUUCCAACCCUUAGUUAAUGAAGAACAGGAGAAGAAGCCGAUGCGGAAAUCCUACUCUCAGCCCGGACUGCGUUCUUGUGCUUUCAAGAGAGAUUCACAAGCAGGUUGCCUGAAGACAAGUAACAGCUUUGUCAGAUCCUUUGAUGAAGAUGCUGUUUCUCUGAACUUAAAAAGUCGAUUUAUUCACGGGCAAAACGUUCAGCCAACGGAUAUUGCUGGGAACCGGAUAAUGCUGUUCACGAUUGGCCAGUCUGAAGUUUACAUCAUCAGUCCUGAUACCAAAAAAGUAGUUAUUGAGAAAAGCUUUAAGGAAAUUUCAUUUUGCUCUCAGGGAAUUAGACAUGUGGAUCACUUUGGAUUUAUCUGCAGAGAGCCUUCGGAAAAUGGAGGCUUCCAUUUCGUUUGUUACGUGUUUCAAUGUACAGAUGAAGCUCUGGUUGAUGAGAUCAUGAUGACUUUGAAACAGGCUUUUACAGUAGCUGCUAUACAACAAACUGCCAAAGCACAAGUCCAACUCUGUGAAGGAUGUCCCAUGCAGUGCCUGCAUAAACUCUGUGAAAGAAUAGAAGGGUUACAUCCUUCUAAAACUAAACUAGAAAUCCAAAAGCAUCUAACAACGCUGAACAACCAGGAGCAGGCCUCAGUCUUUGAAGAAAUUCAGAAAAUAAGGCCAAGAAAUGAACAGAAGGAGAAUGAGUUAAUAAUCUCUGUCCUGAGAGUUAUGUAUGAGGAAAAGCAAAAGGAUCAUAUCCACCUUAGUGAAGCCAAGCAGACGUCACAGUCGUCAGUAGAGGCCAUGGGAAAUGAGAUGCCAAGCAACACACCCCGGUUCAGACUGGAUAUGUUGAAGAGCAAGGCUAAAAGGUCACUGACGGAGUCAUUAGACAGUAUUUUAUCUCGGGGGAAUAAAGCCAAAAGUCAACUGGAAAGUUCUGGAAGUAUUGAUUUGGACAGCUCCUUGUCUAGCACACAAAGCACAACAAGUAAAGAAACAUCUCUGUUUGAGAAAGAAGACCUUCCCCCAGAGAGCCCCCUCAAGGCAAAUGGAUCUGUAGGUGAUAUCUCAAGUGAGCUAGAAAGCCUGUCUACUGAACAGUCUGCAAAAUCAGCUUACCAGGGAUUUAGAAGGCGAGCUAAUACUCUGACCCAUGUGCCAACUGAAAGCCAGGAAGCCUCAGAACCCACUGAAGCAUCUCCAACUGUUCCCCAAAGGAAACUUAUGAGGUAUCAUUCGGUGAGCACAGAGACUCCAAACCAGCAAAACUCUAAAAGUUCUUCCGAUCAGUCAUCACCGGCUCCUCCUCCUCCUCCUCCUCCUCCGCCAGCUCGUCUUAAUCCCUCGGCCUCUUCGCCCAAUUUCUUUAAACAUUUUAGGCAUAAUUCAAGCGGAGAACAAAGUGGGCAUGCUGUGCCAAAGAGCACCUCCUACCGUUCUGCUCUACGGAAAAAGCUUCACUCUUCCUCUUCUGUGCCAAACUUCUUAAAAUUUCUGGCUCCUGUAGAUGAAAAUAACACCUCUGACUUUAGGAACACAAAAAGUGACUACAAGCCCAAGUCAAGUGAAGCAGCUUCUAUCCACGAAAGCCCUGUGAGGACCCGCCGGCAUUCAUGGAGACAACAGAUAUUCUUAAGAGUGGCAACCCCACAGAAAGGAUGCGAUUCUCCUAGUUGGCACGAUGAAUACUCUGAGUUGGGCGAACUUCCACCCAGAUCACCAUUGCAAGCAGUUUGUGAAGAUGGUCCCUUUAGGGCAGUAAAAGAAGAGAGGAAGAGGACACCCAGAGAGCUUCGGGAACUGUGGCAAAAAGCAAUUCUGCAGCAGAUACUACUUCUUAGGAUGGAAAAGGAAAAUCAAAAGUUGCAAGCUUCUGAAAACAAUCUGCUAAACAAACGUCUGAAGCUUGAUUAUGAAGAAAUCACCCCAUGCCUCAAAGAGGUAACAUUGGUCUGGGAAAAAAUGUUGAGUACGCCAGGAAGGUCAAAGGUGAAGUUUGAUAUGGAAAAAAUACAUUCUGCUGUUGGAAAAGGAGUUCCUCGCCAUCACCGGGGUGAAAUCUGGAAGUUUUUAGCUGAACAAUACCAGCUUAAGCCGCAGUUUGCAAAUAAACAGCAACCAAAGGAUACACCAUACAAAGAACUCCUAAAGCAGCUAACCUCUCAGCAGCAUGCAAUACUUAUUGACCUAGGCCGCACCUUUCCGACGCAUCCAUAUUUCUCAGCCCAGCUUGGAGCUGGGCAGCUGUCACUUUACAAUAUCUUGAAGGCCUAUUCCCUCUUGGAUCCAGAAGUCGGCUAUUGCCAGGGCCUCAGCUUUGUAGCCGGUGUGCUGUUGCUUCAUAUGAGCGAAGAAGAGGCUUUCAAGAUGCUCAAGUUCCUUAUGUUUGACAUGGGCCUGAGGAAGCAGUAUCGGCCUGACAUGACAAUUUUACAGAUUCAGAUGUAUCAACUUUCUCGACUUCUUCAUGAUUACCACAGAGAUCUCUACAAUCAUUUUGAAGCACAUGAAAUUGGACCUAGUCUGUAUGCUGCCCCCUGGUUUCUUACCAUGUUUGCCUCUCAGUUUCCCCUGGGGUUUGUGGCUAGAGUGUUUGACAUGCUGUUUCUCCAAGGAUCAGAAGUUAUAUUUAAAGUGGCUUUAAGUUUGCUGGGAAGCCAUAAGCCCUUAAUUCUGCAACAUGAAAACUUGGAAACUAUAGUUGAUUUCGUUAAAUGUAUUCUCCCAAAUCUGGGUUUGGUACAGAUGGAAAAAACCAUAAACCAGGUAUUUGAGAUGGAUAUUGCCAAACAGCUGCAAGCUUAUGAAGUUGAAUAUCAUGUGCUUCAAGAUGAAUUGAUAGAUUCUUCUCUCAAUGACAAUCAAAGGAUGGAUAAAUUGGAAAAAGCCAACACCAAUUUACGUAAACAAAACUUUGACCUCCUUGAGGAGCUGCAGAUGGCAAAUGGAAAGAUCCAAAACCUAGAAGCCAUGGUUGAUGCUUUGCUCAACAAUGAAAGCAAGCUGAGGCAGACAAUUCUCACUCUAGAACUGGAGAGGAAAGCACUGCUGGAAACGGUAAAGGAGAUGCACAUACAUUCAGCAAGCCCCAGUGGAAAGCCUCUUCUUACCAGGCAAGAACAUAUGGAUUCUGCUAACUGACAGCUGCAGACAUAAUGGAGGAGGCAAGUUCAGAUAAGAAGGAAAGAAACGUUUUCUGAAGUCACUAUCUUUCAAAGGUGUCCUUUGUAUUGUUCACGCCUUAACUUUGAGCAAAACAAAGACUUUGCACAAAAGAGAUGCAUGCUUUACUAACGGAGGAAAGUCUUGCUUGUUCAUAUCUACAAUUCUUUUGAAUUAAGCAUAUAUGCAAUGCAACAAGCAGAAGGACCUUUAUGCUGCCUUGUUCUUUUGCUUUUGACUGACAUUUCCACUCCACUGUAAAGGUUUGCUGUCCCAAACUCUGCAGCAAGUGCUUCUCUACCCAAGGGCUUCAUGUUGCUUAAAAACUAAGCAUUUUUAAAACUCUACUUUUAAACACUGUGUGCUGCAAAGGUGCUGGAGAAUUACAGCGCUAGGAGUUCCUGGAGCGAUUCCUUCUCCCUGUUUGAGGGGCUACAUUAUUCAUCUGCAAUUGGACUUAGUAAGUUUGUGACACUUACCCCUCUGCCUGAAGUUGGAGUCAAUUCCAUUUAUUCACAUUGUGUUUUUAAAUCCCUUUUGCUGCCUUAAGACAUCAGUUUAGUGAACCCAGUAAGUCAAAUUUCACCAUAUGCAUUUUGAGAUUGUUAUCUGUUGUUACAAAUCUGAUAUCUUUUAAUUACCGGGGAGGGGGGGAGUGUUUUUUAUUUUUAACAUCCAACAUUAUAGCAUGGUUUAAUGCUCUGAUGAAGUUCAGGAUACUACUUUUUUCUUCUCUGAGGUGUGUUUUGACAGGUCUGAAGCUUUCAUGUCAUUUUGACGGAUCAUGCCUUAAAGUGUUGUUUUAUUUAUUUUUGAAUUAUUGUAUGUUGCAAGCCUUUGGUUGCCAAAUGGAAAUAUUAAUGACUGUCAGUUUUAAUUUUAGAAGUUAAUUGGACCCUCAACCCACUCUGAUGAAAUUUUGCUCUUCAAAACAUUACCUUCUGAAACUGUGGUACUUCCAAGGGUAGGUUCUAUGAAAGACACGCUUAAGAGUGCAAUCCUACACAUGUCCACUCAGAAAUAAACCCCACUGGGUUCAAUGGGAUUUACUUCCAGGACAGCAGUGUUAAACAGAGCAGCUGGCUUAUUUGAAGUAGGAGUACAGUCUCUCAAUAAAAAUAUAUCCUUUUUUCUUCAUAUAAACAAAAGCAUUUUAAAGACCUUUAAAAGCACUUCAACUUACAACUUCAGGUAGUGUAUCAUUAUUCAUCAGUAAGCAGUUCAACAUAUAUUACAGAAAGUUCAAUUGAUAACACAAAUUCAUUUCUUUUUAAAUAAAUUUGUUGACUUGAAA
Podarcis raffonei (Aeolian wall lizard) is the source of this 5467-nucleotide messenger RNA. It is a transcript of the gene TBC1D1, whose product is annotated as TBC1 domain family member 1. The transcript is spliced from 22 exons. NCBI's taxonomy places the organism in Eukaryota, Metazoa, Chordata, Lepidosauria, Squamata, Lacertidae. Bases 307 to 4152 code for a protein of 1281 amino acids. The record is from RefSeq and is a predicted model, not a curated record.